UUCUCUGAGUGGCCAGCAGAUAGGCAGAGCAGGGCUCUCGUGUCUGUGCAAGUUGUUUUGUCUCUACAACGACCACAUGUUGACCACUAAGUCAGAAACUACUGCAAGACAGUUCAACUGGAAAGGUUUUAGAGACUAUUUGAAUUGGUGGAGACAUACUUGAAAAUGGAGCCUUUUUCUGACCAAUUUAUGGAAUUCCACCCCAUCCACGGUACCAACGUUAGACUGGACUACUCAGGAACCCAGGCCACCCGGGUGGAGAGCUUUGCCAAUGGAGUGUGUUUCAGCAAACACCCUCUGAAGCCUGGGGAAAUUUUUCUCAUAGAGAUCGAGGAUAAGGAGCUGGGCUGGUGCGGCCACCUCCGGAUCGGCCUGACCGCCAGGGAUCCCAGGACCUUAGAGGUGGUACCUGAGUACUCCCUCCCAGACUUGACAGACCUGGGAGACAGCUGGGUCUUUGCCAUCACUCGCAAUCACAACAAGAUCAUAGAGGAUCCUGGGGUCCAAGAGGUCGGAGAGGGAGGACUGGCGGGGGGUCAUAGGCUUGGGCGGGGGGAGGCUGAAGAUGGAGCUGGAGGUGUGGGAAAUGGAGGCGGAGGAGGCAACAGCAUGAAUCCAAAGACUUUCUUUACUGACUCUCACUUGCACAUCGAGAACGUUCGGAUCCCCAGAGACAAGCUGGUCGGUAGGAGCCGGCCCGGACGCUUCAGCCACAUUUUGGAUGACUUGUACAAGACCAACGCACUGCCUCCCACAGCCAGACGAAGCAGGAUAGGAGUACUGUACGUGCCUAAAGGCAGAGACCUGGCUGAUAUGCACAUUGUUAUCAAUGGUGAGGACAUGGGAGCUUCUGCAAAGGGGAUCCCCACAGUCCAGCCUCUCUAUGCUGUGGUGGACGUCUUUGCCGCUACCAAGUGUGUCCGAAUCGUCCAGGUGGAGUAUGGAUUUUCAUCCUUGCAAACAUUGUGCAGGAAGGCCAUUCAGAAGCACAUCGUCCACAGGAUGGCCAUUGACUGGCUGGAGCUGCCAGAGGCACUCAAGCACUACUGCAAGUAUGAAUGAAGGAUAAAGACCUACAACAGAUGGAAAUAUCAUUUCUGAACUCUCCCAGUUUCCAUCAAGAAAAGAAUAUUUAUUUUCAAUAUGAGACUCUGUGUUUUAUCAUACAAUAAAGCUGAAAGUGUUUUGAUGGUCA
Messenger RNA from Lates calcarifer (barramundi perch), 1195 nucleotides. RefSeq names its product neuralized E3 ubiquitin protein ligase 2 (gene neurl2). Bases 166 to 1062 code for a protein of 298 amino acids. The transcript has 3 exons. Gene Ontology annotation, molecular function: ubiquitin protein ligase activity. Gene Ontology annotation, biological process: intracellular signal transduction. Lineage: Eukaryota; Metazoa; Chordata; Actinopteri; Centropomidae. The record is from RefSeq and is a predicted model, not a curated record.